Messenger RNA from Momordica charantia (bitter melon), 559 nucleotides. RefSeq names its product reactive oxygen species modulator-like protein. Lineage: Eukaryota; Viridiplantae; Streptophyta; Magnoliopsida; Cucurbitales; Cucurbitaceae. Gene Ontology annotation, cellular component: TIM23 mitochondrial import inner membrane translocase complex. The record is from RefSeq and is a predicted model, not a curated record. Gene Ontology annotation, biological process: protein insertion into mitochondrial inner membrane; protein import into mitochondrial matrix.
UCUGCCGUAACUUUCAGUUCAAUUUCGAGGUCAGAGAAUUAUUUUCCUCCGAAAUCUUUCUCAGGAGAUGGUAGAUAUCUAAUUCGAAGCUUUAACUUCUCGAGGAAUAGAAUCUUUCUGCGUUUCUUCAAACGACUAUGGCGAGAGAUAGCUGCUUGGCUCGAGUUACUGCCGGAGUUGCCGUCGGCGGCGCUGUUGGCGGAGCCGUCGGUGCUGUUUAUGGGACUUAUGAGGCUAUCAGAUUUAAGGUGCCAGGACUUCUGAAAAUCAGGUAUAUUGGACAAACAACACUUGGAAGUGCCGCCAUAUUUGGUCUUUUCUUGGGUGCAGGGAGUUUGAUACAUUGUGGAAAGUCAUACUAAAUCUCCUGUGUUUUCUGUAUUUGGAUUGGAUCAAAAUAAUUAUUGGUUGUUUUUAGAUUUCUUUCUUUUUCAAUAUGAAGGCACCGCACCAUCAUCGAAUACAAAUAGUCCAGCCGCUCAUUUGUUUGUUUAAAAGCUUUCAUUGUCUUAUUAUAACGGUCAAAAUGAUCAAUUGAUACAUUGAUAUGGCUUCAUCA